Molecule: messenger RNA, 4232 nt
Organism: Oryzias latipes (Japanese medaka)
Lineage: Eukaryota; Metazoa; Chordata; Actinopteri; Beloniformes; Adrianichthyidae
Product: wings apart-like protein homolog
Source: RefSeq, a predicted model, not a curated record
UAGUUCCGGUGCUCUCACGCCAUCCGCUUGGUUUGAUGCGGUGGAGGAUCAAUGGCAGCCUCGGUUUGACCCAGGGAGAGACCAUUGUAGACGGGUUUGGCCGAUAAUUCGAGCUGGUUUCCUCGCGUGUCAUCGUAGGUAUUUCCCCGCAUCUGCUUCCCUCCCGCACUGUUUUCACGCACUGACCUGCAGGAAGCGGCCUCUACCUAGUCUUGUUUAUAGUAACGAACAGCCCAGGGCAGGGGAGCGGGCCCGGCCGCUUGCCGUUUUUUGGCCAUUGGUGUUCUCGGUGGUGUCUUAAAUCGCCCCUUCGGCUGCUCAGAGAUCAUGAACCACAUUCAACAAUGACAUCCAGAUUCGGUAAAACCUACAGUCGCAGGGGAGGGGAGGGCACCUCCAAGUUUGACGAGGUUCUGUCCACCAAGAGAGGCACCCUCAGUACCAAAUGGGGCGCCACCACUUACAAAGCCAAGGUGGGCUCCAAGCGAGCCGGGGCCCCCAAGAACGACUCUUUCCUGGAGGUCUCUAAAAGGUCCCGGCCCUCCAAAGGGGACUCGGAAGACCCUUUCGGGUUCGACAGCGAUGAGGAAUCCAAACCGGUGUCAUCACGAGUGGCCAGCAAGUCAUCGCCAGGCAAACCAGCUUUUGGGGAGCCCCCGCAAGCAGAGAGGCCAAGCGUUUUUCUCGACACGGGAAGCAAAUCCAGCUUCCUGGGAUCAUCACGCAUUACACAGUCUGAUCAGGGAGUGUGGUGGGGGUCUACCGACACAGGCCAGCCGGACAUUGUGAUGGAAGACACCCCUCGGUUUGGGACCACCGGCAGCAGCACGAGCACAGGAAAAUCCAGACAGGGCUCAUCUUCAUCAGACAACCAGCACAGUUACUCAUGGUACCAAAAUGCCUCUGAGAGCGACAGGAAGCCCUUGGCCCAGACCACCACCCUGAGGACGGGCUCCAAGACGGAGCCCAGUUGUGAGUCCUGGGACGUUAUCAUGGGUCUGCGUCCACCGUCGCCUAACCAGGAGCCUCGCAAACCUGCCCCCACACUCUCCUGGGCUUCAGCAGGCAUCUCAGUGGAGAAUCUGCAGCCUUCUUCACACUUCAGCAGCCCGAGUGAAAGAUGCGACGUGGUGAGGGAGUCUGAUGUGUUGGAGGUGUCAGAUGUCUCCCAGAUGUCCUCGUUGUCUCUUGAAAGAAAUUUGAACUGUCGGACUUACCGGAGGCCUAACAAGCAGUGCUCUGGCAGAGUCUCAGAGUCCAGCUGCUUCUCUGGCUCUGGUUUGGGCUCAGAUCUUCCCAAAGCCAUAGCAGAGGACUGUAACACCAGAGCAGCAGGUGGUGCCGGCAGUCGGAGCAGGACAAGGGACUCCACGGUGCUGCACCCGUCCUCUGUUUCCGUGUGCAACGUCACCAUCCAGUCCAACGCGGCUGAAGAGUUGAACAGCGACGCAGCGCCUACUAGCGGUGGCGACACGGCUGCCUCUGAGGGCACCGUGCAGCAUGGGGGACCGGGAUGGCAGCGCAAAAAGGUGGAAACGCAAAACUCAAGGUUCAGGCAGACCAAGUCCAAGAAGGAGGAAACACAGGACCUGUUUGGUUUUGACCAAGAGGAGAACAGCUCUACCAGAACAGACGGCAGCUCUACUUACAAAAUCAAAUACUUUGGCUUUGAUGACAUGAGUGACAGCGAUGGCGCCGAAGACGACAACGUGCACAGCUCCAAACCCAGACAAAGGGCCAAAAUAAGCGACGUGUCUGCAGUUCCCCUCUUGGGUCCUGUGGACGAAAGGUCUGCCGACAUCCCAGACCCCUUUGAGCGGCUGCAGAGCCAGGAGAAGCCCCCCAUGAGGGAGAGCAAGAGGCACCCAGAGAAGCGGGGCGGCAGGAUAGCAGAUGCUCUGGACUUCUCGGACGAUAGCCUUCGGGUUCUGGCCGGCGGUCCCAGGAGGCCACCCCCCAGCAAACCACCAGAAAAGAACGCAGACUCUUUCCGAAGGAUCUUCAGUGCACAAAAGAAGUCUCCCACCAAAGCCGUGUACAACGCCAGACACUGGACUGUGGAGACUGAGGAGGAGCCCCCCCCGCCGUUCUUCUCCCGCUCACAUCCGGUUAACGCAUCCGUCACGGCCGGAGAGUCCAGCAAGGAACCGUCCACCUCCCAGAGAGACGAUGGUCUCUUCAAGGCUCCUCCCCCUCCACCCAAAGUCACCAAGUGUGUGAGCGUUCCUCUGGACCCCUGUCAGGACACGGUCACUGCACUGAAGUGCCACAAAGAACACAAGGAGCUGUACACGGUGGUCCAGCAUGUGAAGCACUUUAAUGACGUGGUGGAGUUUGGAGAAAACCAGGAGUUCACUGAUGACUUUGAGUACCUCGCCACCGGACUGAAGAGUGGGCAGCCCCUCAACACCCGCUGCCUCAGUGUGAUCAGCCUGGCCUCUCGAUGCGCCAUGCCCAGCUUCAGGAUGCACCUCAGGGCUCGAGGGAAGGUGGCCCAGGUCUUCAAAACCCUGAACGAUGCCCCGCAGCAGCCGAACUUGGCCUUGUGCACGGCUGCCCUAAUGUACAUCCUAAGUCGAGAUCGGCUCAACAUGGAUCUGGACCGGUCUUGUCUGGACCUGAUGAUCCGGCUGCUGGAGCUGGACCAGGAUCAGGGGGGUGGGGCUGACUCCAGCGUUCAGUUCAGCGCUAGAGAGUUGGCCAAGAUAAAGGAGAAAAUCAGGAAGCUGUGUGACACGGUGCACAACAAGCACCUGGACCUGCAGAACAUUACGACGGGUCAUUUGGCCAUGGAGACGCUCCUGUCGUUGACCUCAAAGCGAGCGGGGGACUGGUUCAAAGAGGAGCUGCGCCUGCUGGGAGGCCUGGACCACAUCGUAGAUAAAGUGAAGGAAUGUGUGGAAAACCUGGACCAGGAGCACCAGGAGGAGAAGCUAGUGACAUCGUUGUGGGGGGCUGAGAGGUGUCUGCGAGUGCUGGACAGCGUAACCGCACACAAUCCAGAGAACCAGAGCUACCUGAUAGCCUACAAGGACUCCUCGCUCAUCGUUUCUGCUGCAAAGGCGCUGCGCCACUGCGAGCACAUGAUCCAGCGCUACAGCAGGGAGCUGAGCUCGGACGGAGCGGCGAUGGGGAAGGCGGUGGAGAACUGCAUGAGGGCCAUCAUCGGAGUCCUGCUCAACCUGACACAUGACAACGAGUGGGGCAGCACCAAGACUGGAGAGCAGCAGGACCUGAUCUCCACGGCUUUGAACUGCGUCCUCAGAGUGCCCCAGUAUCUUCCUCAGGAGCAGAGGUUCGACGUCAGAGUGCUGGGUCUGGGUCUGCUCAUCAACCUGGUGGAGUACAGCGCCAGGAACCGCUACUGCCUGAUGGAGAUGGAGAUGGAGGAGGGUCAGGGUCCCUGCGACUCCACCGUGCUGCUCGCCCCACAGCCCCAGCACGUCGCCAGCACCGGCCCGCUGAGCGCCAUCGCUGCUCUGGUGCAGCUCUUCAUUCAGCGGGAGCAGGCUGCCAUUCUGGCAGAGGCGCAGACCGAUGACCUCAUCAAAGAGGCUCCAAAGCCGGCCCUGGACCAGAGUGGCGAGUGGCAGGAGACGGGCGGGGAGAUCCAGUGGGUGGCCAAUGAUUCAGACUCCAACAGACAGGAGGACAGUAUUAAAAAGAAGGAGGAGGAGGACGAGCCGCUGGACCUGAAUAAAGCUCUUCAACAUGCAGGAAAGCACAUGGAGGACAGCAUUGUGGCCUCCUACACCGCACUGCUGCUGGGUUGCCUCUGCCAGGGGAGCCCGAUGAAUGUGACUACUGUGAGGGAGAACCUGCCCAGAGGCGACUUCUCCAUCAUGACGGAGAUGCUGAAGAAGUUCCUCAACUUCAUGAACCUCACGUGUGACGUCGGCACGGCCGGACAGAAGUCCAUCUCCAGGAUCAUCGACUAUCUGGAGCAUUGCUGAGGCCCCCCCUCACCAGCUGCUGGGCUUUGACGUUAACGUUGCUCAAACGAGUCCAUGUUGAAGUUCUGACCCUCUCUAGCCCCCACACCUCCAUCCUUAAACUUUCCCCCUUUCAAAGAAUUCCAGUGUUCCAGUUUUUCUUCCAGCGUCGAGGCGGAAGGCUUUAACCGAAAGGAUUGGACUACAUUUCCCAUCAUACCUCUGAGGCAUCUCACAACACUGCUGAGAAGGACCUUUUUUGUAUGAAAAGGUGCCCCCCCCCCCCCCCCCAGACACAGG